Molecule: messenger RNA, 1910 nt
Organism: Paramormyrops kingsleyae
Lineage: Eukaryota; Metazoa; Chordata; Actinopteri; Osteoglossiformes; Mormyridae
Product: transcription factor PU.1-like
Biological process (GO): cell differentiation; regulation of transcription by RNA polymerase II
Cellular component (GO): nucleus
Molecular function (GO): DNA-binding transcription factor activity, RNA polymerase II-specific; sequence-specific DNA binding
Source: RefSeq, a predicted model, not a curated record
ACCAGUUUUGCACGAUUAAGGAACUGUAAAGGAUUUCAAGAGAGAAUUGGUCAUCGAAAUGACAUUUAAUACGUUAAUUAAACAGCAAAUGAAAUCCUGCGUGGUUAAAAUUGCUAGACUCACUGCCAUUGGCUGGUGUUAGGUGACACAACUCAGGCCCAGCUAUAUCUGUAUGGUCAAAUGUUCGCUGGCAGACAAACCCACAAGCAGGAACUUUAAGCGCAGAAAAAGAAGUAAAUAUUGAAACACUACCUCUGCCCGUGUGUGUUAAUAGCACACACACAUUCAGACCUUGAGUGUACAAUAUAUGUCAUACCAGAAAGAGGUGGGCUGUGGCUCUCUGUUAAGUGAAGACUCUGAGAUUGGCACAGAGGACAUUUCCUUGGUUAUGCAAUGGCUUCUGAAAAGUUCUGAGCUGGAAGGAAACCCUUCAAGCAAGGAAUAUCUGUCAGAGUGGUCUUCAUGCAACGGUUCAACAAGAUGGAGAGGUACCUCAUCUCAACUGUAUCGGAUGAAAUGGUUGCCUAUGAUCCUGAAAUGUACCGUGGACCCAUAGAGUAUCACCCAUAUCUUAGCAGUGAUGGGGACAGUCAUGGAGACCAUGUCUGGGACUACUAUGGCCAUCCUGUUCACCCCGGGGACUUUGAGAGUUUUACAGAGAACCACUUCACAGAGCUGCAGAAUGCCCAGCCCCUACACAUCCCCAGCCUGCACCGGGGCAGUGAGAUGGAUUCACUGCAUCCCCUGGACCCGGGACUCAGUGGUCACCAUCUGACCAUAUCUCCACAGAUGCAAUACUUCUCCCCCGCCCUCUGCUUUCAACACCCCUCCCCUGCCACACGGAGCUCCGAUGAAGAGGAGCCUGGUGUCCAUAGCCCCCCUCUGGAGGUGUCAGAGGGAGAGGGGGACCUGGCCCACCACCUCCCCCGUCCCUCUACCAUUGAAACCGGAGGCAAGAGGAAGAUCCGUCUAUACCAGUUUCUACUGGACUUACUCCGAAACGGGGACAUGAAGGACAGCAUCUGGUGGGUGGACAAAGAGAAAGGCACUUUUCAGUUCUCCUCCAAGCACAAAGAGGCUCUGGCCAACCGCUGGGGAAUGCAGAAGGGGAACCGCAAGAAGAUGACCUACCAGAAAAUGGCUCGGGCUUUGAGGAACUAUGGAAAGACAGGGGAGGUGAAGAAAGUGAAGAAGAAGCUUACGUACCAGUUCAGCGGGGAGGUGAUGGGCAGACCACUUUCAGAGAAGAAGAUGUAUGCAUUAUCAUAGGACAAGGAGGCAAAAAAAAUCCAUAUUUCAUAUUUCAAAAUUUUCAUUUUAAUGAAGAGUUCCUACGGGAUGUAUAUACGUACAUAGGAUUAUUUUUUUCUGCUGUUGUUCAGUAGAUGUUCUUUCUGUGUGUCUUACAGACUGAUUUAACGAGGAGCAUUAGCCUUGAUAUGUUUUUAUGGACAAUGUACAUUUCAAAGUUUCAAAGGGCAGAUGAUGAAAUCUACCAUUGUUCUCAUAAAUGGGAAGUGAAAGUUAUUUUUAAAAAAUGGCACAAACCAGCACCAGCUUACUGUACACAUCUUAAAAUAUUACGUAAAAUGGCCAGAUUAACAGUAUUUAUUAAGAGUAAUAUAUUACUCUCAAGGCCCUUGGGAGGGUCCCUUUUUGCUGUGUUCCAGUUGUCCUCCAAAUCAGCAAAGCUAAUCUGUGAGAAACAGAUUCAAAGCUGUGAAAACAGAUUUUUAAACUAAUCGUAGGGAGCAAGAAGCAUCCUGUCCCGGAAAGGCAUCAUGUUAAGAAGUAGGCUAUUGUGGUUGCAUGACAUAUGUUACCGUGAUCAUGGGGCUGUGCCGUUACUGCAAAAUGGCCCAAAUAUCAUUCUGAUAAAUAAAGUCAAUCUGAUUUGGUUUCCCUAGUAA